GUUUUCUAAACUCGCCUUCUGGAUUUCAUCAUCUACAGUUCCUCUCUCCUCUCUCUCCAACCGUUUUCUCUCUCUAAAACAACCGGAAAACCGCUCUGUUUGCCGUAAAACCGCCAUCUCGUCGGUAUUACAUCCAGUAUUCACUCCCGGACCUCUUUACGGAGGCGUUAUUUACAAUGAGUGCGCUUACAGAAACGUAGACGCACUAUUGCCGUUAUUAUUGUGCGGUUUUUUCGAGAUUACAGUGUUUAACCGGUGAAAUCUUCCGAUCUCUUGGUCCUGUAGCUGUUUUAAGAGAAUGUGCCGGAGAUAUUGGCUGAGAUCGUGAGUUAGGGCUGAGAUUUGUGGUUGUUGCGUUUCGUAUGCUCGUUUUCUCUUCAUCUGUUUCGUUUUUAUGGGGGAAGGAAGGAUUUGUUUUUCUAGAGAGGCAAAACUAGAAUUUUUGAAGCAUAAACGACUUCAGCGAAUUAAAGCAGGUGCGAUAAAUGACAGUGCAAAUGUGAUGAACCUGAUGACUAGAAGUAGUGGAGAUGCUUUAAGAGGUUCUGUGGCAUGUGGUGUGAGAUCAUUUGUCAAUACGGAUGUAUCAGCACAAUCCGGUGGUGCUGUAUAUGGGAGAGAUGCCAUAUCAAAUCAAAAGGUUGAAAAGUUUGACGCGACUGAUCUUGAUUGGACAGAUAAGAUGCCAGAGUGCCCGGUCUAUUAUCCAAGUAAGGAACAGUUUGAGGACCCUUUGGCGUACCUGCAAAAGAUCGCCCCGGAUGCUUCAAAAUAUGGUAUAUGCAAGAUUGUUUCGCCUUUGAGUGCUUCUGUUCCCGCAGGUGUGGUUUUGAUGAAAGAGAAAGCUGGCUUUAGGUUUACAACUAGAGUGCAGCCUCUUCGUCUUGCUGAGUGGAAUACUGAGGAUAAGGUUACCUUUUACAUGAGUGGAAGAAACUAUACAUUCCGUGAUUUUGAGAAAAUGGCGAACAAGGUUUUUACCCGUAGAUAUUAUAGUUCUGGAUGUCUUCCUGCUACUUAUUUGGAAAAAGAAUUUUGGGGUGAAAUUGCUUCUGGAAAGACUGAAAGUGUUGAGUAUGCAUGUGAUGUUGAUGGCAGUGCAUUUUCAUCUUCUCCCACUGAUGAACUUGGAAAUAGCAAUUGGAAUUUGAAGAAAGUUGCACGAUUGUCCAGAUCGAUCUUACGCCUGCUUGAAACAACAAUUCCGGGAGUUACUGAACCAAUGCUAUACAUAGGUAUGCUGUUCAGCAUGUUUGCUUGGCAUGUAGAAGACCAAUACUUAUACAGCAUUAAUUACCAUCAUUGUGGAGCUGCAAAAACCUGGUACGGUGUUCCUGGUCAUGCUGCACUGGAUUUUGAAAAAGUUGUUCGACAAAAGGUGUAUAAUCAAGAUAUAUUGUCAACUGAAGGGGAAGACGGUGCUUUCGAUGUUUUAUUAGGAAAAACAACCUUGUUUCCUCCUAAUGUUUUGUCACAACAUGGUGUUCCAGUUUACAAGGCUGUACAAAAGCCCGGGGAAUAUGUUGUCACAUUCCCCCGUGCAUAUCAUGCAGGAUUUAGUCACGGUUUUAAUUGUGGUGAGGCUGUGAAUUUUGCUAUUGGUGAUUGGUUCCCGUUGGGAUCACUAGCGACUCGCCGUUAUUCACUUCUCAACCGGACACCUCUGAUUCCUCAUGAAGAACUGUUGUGUAAAGAAGCGAUGCUUAUUUCAUCAGCUACUGCUUAUAAAGAUUCAGACUGUUGUGUAGAUAUCGCAUCUAAACUUUGCAUUAAGGCCUCAUUUAUGAAUUUAAUACGCUUCCAACAUCGUGCUCGUUGGUGUUUAAUGAGAUCAAGAGGGUGCAUGGGUGUUUCCCAACAUUCUCAUGGAACCAUUCUUUGCAGUGUUUGCAAACAUGACUGUUAUGUUGCUUAUAUCAACUGCAACUGCUAUUUGCAUCCUGUCUGCCUUCGCCAUGAGUUGAAGUCACUUGACUUGCCUUGUGGAACAAACUUUACACUCUCUGUAAGGGAUGAACUCUUUGAUAUGGAGUCAGCUUCCAAAAUGUUCGAAGAUGAUAAUGAUAUCACCAAUGAGGUUAAACGUCAAUUUAGAAACGAAAGCGACACGAUUCUGCUUUCUAAAUUGUACCCACUAGCUGAAAACGAUGGCUACAGUCUAUAUUGCAAGAUUGAGCUCGAGCCCGGUUGCAAUUUCAAACAGUCUGUUCCUGCUGCUGAAACCUGUUCCCUACGUAAUCAUACUGUCAGAGAUUAUAACGACGAAUCUGACUCAGAAGAGAUAUUUAGGUUCAAACGGCGUUCAUCCUUGAAAACACAACACAGAAAACUGACAAAUUCUGUCCCUUCGAAACUGGAACAUCAGGGGCUUAGGCGGUUAAAGAAAGUAGAACCCGGAAGCAGUUCCGUCUUCAUUAGUAAGUACAAGAAAAUGGGAGUUGAAGAAAAGAAACCUAGUCCGAAACGACUUAAAGUAAAAGGCAACUUAAGUACAGGUUCCUUUGAAUACAAACAAGCAUCUUAGACAAUCAUUGACUUUAGCUAACAUGGAUUCAAUUGAAGUUGUAACAACACAGAGAAAAGUACAUGAAGCAGGAGAGAUCUAACCCACAUUGGUAGAUGAAACAGAAAUAUAUUCUUUUGUUAAAAAAAUUAAUUACAUUUUUAAUGUAAGUAGGUUGGCAUUAGCAGUUGUUUAGAUGUACAUUAACAGUUGAUCAAUUGUUAAUGAGGUUAAAAUGGUUAUUAAUAAUGAUACCAUGGAACCCUGUUUCUUGUUCAAUUUGUAAAAUUGCCAAAAAGGCUUUGGAAUUUAGAGAACUGAUAAAGCAUAGGUUAUCCUUAAUUGUAUUUCCAAACACAUUUUUUAAUAAUUUGUUCUUAAUUUUUUUAAA
Molecule: messenger RNA, 2894 nt
Organism: Helianthus annuus (common sunflower)
Lineage: Eukaryota; Viridiplantae; Streptophyta; Magnoliopsida; Asterales; Asteraceae
Product: lysine-specific demethylase JMJ706
Exons: 11
Coding region: 395-2524 (709 amino acids)
Biological process (GO): chromatin remodeling
Cellular component (GO): nucleus
Molecular function (GO): histone demethylase activity
Source: RefSeq, a predicted model, not a curated record